UCUUUAGGUUUAGCAGAGGGUCAUUUCUCCUAGCACGUGGUUCCUGGAGGUGUAACGUCAUCAUCCACUGUGGUCGGUUGGGUUUCUGGGACCUUGGGUGUAUAGUAUAUACACCCACGCACUUUCCUGUGCCUCUGCAGCAGUUCUUCUCCAGCCCUGCAUUUUCCGAUUCUGCAUCCACGCAACCACUCGUUCAGACCAUCAGCCUCCUCUUUGAUUUGCGCAGCUUGCUAUCUGACCUCCCCCUGAACUCCUCGGGGCUUCCCUCCAACUCAUCCGCCCUGAUCCGAACUCGACAGUUGCGCCGAUUUCCAUGGCAAAGCUUCCUUCAUUCAGCAAGUCCACCCAACGACCGCAAGCCGGUAGGACACGGUCCAAGGUACUCUGGCAUCGCAUCCUCCGCUCGCUGUGCUACCUGAUUGCCUGGAUCUUUUUGCUUCUGGUGGUAAUUGGCAAUGUCGCCGACAAACCCGUCAUCCGCGAGACAUAUUUCCUCAAGAUCGACCUGGCCAAUAUCAUCCCACUCUCCGUCCCCAAUGCCGUCCUGAUCAACACCAUCGCCCGGACCAUCGGGUUGCACGACUUCUACCAAGUCGGCCUCUGGAAUUUCUGCGAAGGCUACCUCGACGAGGGGAUUACGAACUGCUCGAAGCCUAAGACUCUCUACUGGUUCAACCCCGUCGAGAUCAUCCUCAAUGAGCUUCUCUCCGGCGCAACCAUUGCCCUUCCCUCCGAUAUCACCUCCGCCCUCAAGAUCGCGCGGAUUGCCUCGCACUGGAUGUUCGGCCUCUUCCUGACGGCGACCGUCCUCACCUUCAUCCUGAUCUUCCUCUCGCCGCUGGCCGUCUCGUCGCGGCCCCCGCAGACCAUCUCCGCCGACCCGACCAUCAACCAAGCCCACCCGCAGCACCGCCGCCGCACCUUCGUCUUCCUGCGCGCCUUCCCCUUCCUCAUUCUCACCUUCGUGACGGCGCUCUUCACCAUCGUCGCCUCGGUGGUCGCGACGGUCAUGUUCAUCAUCUUCCGCAACGUCUUCACCUCGUCCGACUACGACCUCAACAUCGGCGCCUCCCUCGGCACCCGCAUGCUGGCGUUCAUGUGGAUCGCCUCCGGGUUCAAUCUCCUCGCCUUCAUCCUGCAGCUGGGGUCCUGCUGCGCCUCGUGCUGUGGCGGCCGCAAGGCGAGGAAGCAGUUGAAGCGGGCGGAUCGGGAGAAACACCACCCGGAUGCGGCCCCGGCGUCGGCUUCUUCGUCCGAAGCGUCGAACGUGGAGAAGCGAGAGGGGUUGAGGAUCUGAUCUUUUUUUUUUUUUUUAGAGUUUAUUCCGUCCUCUCAGUGGGGACUCUCUGGGGUUGAGGGUAAACAAAGCGAGUGCACCAAUACCUUGUUCAUCACAAAACCAAACCACCUGCACAAUCCGACAUCUUGCAUCACCUAUACAUGCUCCCACCUAUUCCCACCACCACAUAUACCCCUAGCAACGGGAUUUCCAAGCCCCAUCACCC
Messenger RNA from Aspergillus aculeatinus CBS 121060, 1505 nucleotides. RefSeq names its product SUR7/PalI family protein. NCBI's taxonomy places the organism in Eukaryota, Fungi, Ascomycota, Eurotiomycetes, Eurotiales, Aspergillaceae. Gene Ontology annotation, cellular component: plasma membrane; cell cortex of cell tip. The record is from RefSeq and is a predicted model, not a curated record. Gene Ontology annotation, biological process: fungal-type cell wall organization. The transcript has 2 exons. Bases 314 to 1297 code for a protein of 327 amino acids.